Phalaenopsis equestris is the source of this 1316-nucleotide messenger RNA. Its product is annotated as novel plant SNARE 12-like. Gene Ontology annotation, biological process: vesicle fusion. The transcript has 10 exons. Gene Ontology annotation, molecular function: SNAP receptor activity; SNARE binding. Gene Ontology annotation, cellular component: late endosome membrane; ER to Golgi transport vesicle membrane; SNARE complex. The coding region runs from base 220 to 1041 and encodes 273 amino acids. Lineage: Eukaryota; Viridiplantae; Streptophyta; Magnoliopsida; Asparagales; Orchidaceae. The record is from RefSeq and is a predicted model, not a curated record.
GUAAGCUCUCUUCGGCUUUUCCUGUUCCAGGUAAAAGCUGUUUCCAUCCAUCUCUGCUUUCUUUUCGCCCUCUGCAAAUCCUCGCCGUGUGAUAAUAUUCUGAGAAAAUUGAGGAAGAAGAAAUAUAGCUGGGCCCCGGAAAUUCUCCAUUUGUUGGGCUUCUGCGAGAUUUCGAUCUCAGCGAGUUUCUAUUCAGCGAUCUGGCCGAAGUUUUGACUAAUGGGGAGCGAUCUCAGGAUGAACGCUGAAAUGGAGGAGACCGACGGUGAGAUCCAGGACAUUCUUCGCGCCCUAGCCAAUGGGUUUCAGAAGCUGGACAAGAUCAAGGAGCCUAAUAGACAAAGCAAGCAGCUUGAGGAGCUCACUGCAAAAAUGAGGGAGUGCAAGCGCCUAAUAAAGGAAUUUGAUCGUGAAAUUAAGGAAGCGGAGAAUAACAAUUCUCCUGAGAUCAAUAAGCAGCUCAAUGACAGGAAGCAAUCCAUGAUCAAGGAGCUAAACUCAUAUGUAGCCCUCAGGAAGACGUAUAUGAGUAACCUCGGCAAUAAAAGGAUAGAGCUAUUUGAUUUGGGCGGUGGAAGCAAUGAUCCUGCGGCUGAGGAAAAUGUUCAACUUGCAUCAACUAUGACAAAUCAAGAGCUAAUAUAUGCUGGCCAGAAGACAAUGGAAGAAACCGAUCAGGCGAUCGAGCGGUCGAAAGCGGUUGUGGAGCAAACAAUCGAAGUGGGAACACAGACAGCUUCAAAUUUGAAGGGCCAAACCGAGCAAAUGGGCCGCAUUGUGAACGAUCUUGAUACAGUCCAGUUUACCAUAAAGAAGGCGACUCAACUUGUGAAAGAAAUUGGCAGGCAGGUUGCAACCGAUAGAUGCAUCAUGCUUUUCUUGUUCCUGAUUGUCUGUGGUGUAAUUGCAAUCAUUGUUGUCAAGAUUGUAAAUCCGCACAAUAAGAAUAUUAGAGAUAUACCCGGGCUCGCACCGCCAGCACAAACCUCAAGGAAACUUCUGUCAACAAUUCCUUCUGAAGGAACCUUUCAAUAUUUCUAAUGGAGAUCAUUUUCCUGAUGCCAUUUUCCAGAGUUCCUCACCUCAAGGCUCAUCCAUGCAGAGAUUCAGUUAAGUGGUAAUUUUCUCCUUAAAUUCUUUAAUAUAUAUUCCAUCCUCUUAACAAUUUAGUGGUUCAGAAAAAUACAGAAAAAACUUUCAGUAUUAUUAUGUUUAAUAUUGAUAUGCUUCUCUAGCUUGUUUUUCUCUUCAUUUGUAUAUGCUUUAGAUCAACCAAUGUAUUAUUAUGUGUUUCAUUUGUUUGCAUCUAGCUGUAA